This is a messenger RNA of Panicum virgatum (switchgrass), 1292 nucleotides long. Its product is annotated as GDSL esterase/lipase At5g45910-like. The record is from RefSeq and is a predicted model, not a curated record. Gene Ontology annotation, molecular function: hydrolase activity, acting on ester bonds. Bases 1 to 1128 code for a protein of 375 amino acids. Lineage: Eukaryota; Viridiplantae; Streptophyta; Magnoliopsida; Poales; Poaceae. The transcript has 5 exons.
AUGGAGCUGAAGCUUCUCUUCGCCCUAGCCUUCCUGUUGCUGACCUUCGUCUCCGGCGUGAGCUCCGGCUCAUCGCACUACUACUUCACCUCCAUGUUCACCCUUGGCGACUCCCACAUCGACACCGGCAACUUCCCCAUCAUGGCGAGAGCUAUAAACUUUCCUGCGUGGGUCAACAACCCCCCCUACGGCAUGACCUUCUUUGGCCGUCCUACCGGGCGCCAAUGCGACGGGAGAGUCAUCGUCGAUUUCAUGGCCGAGGAGUUUGGCCUCCCAUUCCUCCCGCCCUCCCUGGCGAACAGCUCCGACGUCUCGCGCGGAGUAAACUUCGCCGUCGGCGGCGCGACGGCGAUCGCCGUUGACUUCUUUGAGAAGAACAAGCUGGUCCCGUUUAAGCUCCUGAACAACUCGCUGGACGUGCAGGUGGGCUGGUUCCAGGACCUCAGGCCAUCGAUUUGCAACAAGACGAAAGGGUCCCGCCGCUGUUUCAACAAAUCGCUUUUCAUGGUCGGGGAGUUCGGGGUCAACGACUACAACUUCUUUUGGAUGGCGAAUAAGACCGAGGACCAAGUCAGAUCGUACGUGCCGAGCGUUGUGAAAAGAAUCGCCUUGGCCGUGGAGAGGCUGAUCGAAGACGGCGCGGCGCACGUGGUGGUGCCGGGCAACCCACCGAGCGGUUGCCUGCCCAGCGUGCUCGUCUCCCGGCAGACCCCCGAUAAGGCGGCCUACGACCACGUUGGCUGCCUCCGCGGCGUCAACGGCGUGGUCGAGCACCACAACAAGCUGCUCCGCAAGACCGUUGGCGGCCUCAGGGCCAAGUACCCGCACGCCACCAUCAUCUUCGCUGACUUCUACACGCCCAUCUACAAAAUGCUCGAAAAUCCACGCCAUUUUGGGUUGCUGGCCUCGGGCGUCCUGAAGGCGUGCUGCGGCACUGGCGGCGGCGCUUACAACUGGAACGCGAGCACCUUCUGCGGCAUGCCGGGGGUGGCCGCGUGCCCGGACCCGUCCGCGUACGUGAGCUGGGACGGGGUGCAUUACACGGAGGCCGUCAACCGCUACAUCUCCGAGGGGUGGCUCAACGGCACCUACGCUGAACCGCCCAUACUGAGGGCUAUGCGCAACUAGCUCGCUGAGACUGAUUAUUUACAAUAAUCGUUCUUGAAUUGAAAGUUUAAUAUUGAGUAUUUGGUUAUUGAAAAGAUUCUUUAUUUCUAGCGACAUACAAUAAAACAUCAUUAUUGUAUGCAUGGUGCACUAUGUGGCAUUAUUUAUAAAUAAUCAUUUCUUUA